AUGGUAUUAGACGUGGCAUAUGUGGCAGGUACCAUUGCCUCCUUUGUGAUGAACGGGGCGUGCUGCAUGUACCAGACGAAUCGCGAAGAUUUUCUACGAGAAGAAUUGCGCGACGAGAUACGGAAGGAAUGGGUGCAGCAGCGACGACGAGAAGUCGACAAGCAACAUCAGACACAGAGAGAGCAACGAAAAGAGUUUGAAGAACGGUAUCAAAAGUUACUCACGCGAAACGAAGACCAAUCUUAUACCCAUCGACAUCACUUGUCGCCCAAACACAACAGCACUACUACACCACAAGAACGAGAUCCGCCCAAUUCCGUGGACUCGCAAUACAUGCGGAAUCUCAGUAGAAAUUCCUCCAUAAUGGAUGAAGAAGAAGAUGAUAAUGAUGACAAGGACCACGAAAGGGUCGGUGAUGGGCUUGGAAUCAUUAUUUCAGAAGAUGGAACCAUGGAAGAUGUCUCUAUUUCCUGA
Seminavis robusta is the source of this 474-nucleotide messenger RNA. The record is from the annotation of a GenBank genome assembly. Lineage: Eukaryota; Bacillariophyta; Bacillariophyceae; Naviculales; Naviculaceae.